Alternaria hordeiaustralica is the source of this 867-nucleotide messenger RNA. RefSeq lists its product as uncharacterized. The record is from RefSeq and is a predicted model, not a curated record. The coding region runs from base 1 to 867 and encodes 288 amino acids. Lineage: Eukaryota; Fungi; Ascomycota; Dothideomycetes; Pleosporales; Pleosporaceae. The transcript is spliced from 2 exons.
AUGAGUUUCGGAAUCAGCAUUGGAGAUGUGCUCAAGCUGUGUGAGCUAGCUGGUAGAGUCUACAAGAACUGUCUGCUUUCCCCGCCACCCCGUCGCUCUCAUUGUGCUAACUUCAACACAGGUCGCGACUGCUCCGGCGAAUACAAGGAUCUUACAUCGCAAGCACGAACGUUAACGAACCUACUCGAGGACAUUCAAGACAAGUACGAUAAGAUACCCGAGAGCAAGCGGCAGCAGCUCAUCGACGCGUACGAACCGUGUAUCGAAGUCCUCGAAGAGCUAGACAAGCUGGUGCUGCACUACAAUGGGCUCGACACGAAAACCAAACGCGCUUGGGACCGGCUCAAGUACGACCCUGAGAAGUCACGAAACAUACGAGAGCGCCUCAUCGCGAGCGUAUCGAUGCUCAAUUCCUUCUACACGUCCCUGAUACACGAUAGCCAGGUUCUUAUACUAGAAGCUUUGGAAAGAUUGGAGAAGGACUACAAAGGCGGUCAUCGCGAAGAGAGCAUUGCUUCCAUCGGGAGACUCACGUCUGGAGGCACAGCCGACGAUGACGACGAUGAUGAGGAGGCAUGGAGCCAGAUUCUCCGCGACCUCGAAGAUGUGGGAGUAUCACAACAGCAGGCUCUAAGCUACCGGGAUGUCAUCGUAGACUGGCUUGUCACAGCUGUCAACGAAGGGAGGCUUUUAGAGGAGCGGCCAGAGCAUGAUGGUCUAGCAACUAUGUCUUCGGAUCUCGGGACCACUCUUCCUGAAUUUGACUUCGAUCAACGACCGCAUAGUGUUGAUGUGCCAGCGAUCGUCUCACCUGCGUACCGGGGCUCACACAGUCCUCCCACAGCGCUGCCUCUGGCCAACUUCUAG